This is a messenger RNA of Monosiga brevicollis MX1, 1572 nucleotides long. RefSeq lists its product as uncharacterized. The coding region runs from base 1 to 1572 and encodes 523 amino acids. The transcript has 4 exons. NCBI's taxonomy places the organism in Eukaryota, Choanoflagellata, Craspedida, Salpingoecidae. Gene Ontology annotation, biological process: mRNA splicing, via spliceosome. Gene Ontology annotation, molecular function: nucleic acid binding. Gene Ontology annotation, cellular component: spliceosomal complex. The record is from RefSeq and is a predicted model, not a curated record.
AUGGAGGGGGCGGCGGCGGCGGGUGAGGGGGUGAAGGUGUCGUUUGGGUUUGCCAAGAGCAAGCCCUCGCGGCCCAAGCAGGCGGUGGCUGGGUUGGGGGAAACGGAGGAGACAGAGGAUGCCGACCACCAGAAAGCACAGGGCGAUGCCAUUACCGAGUUUACGCGUGCUGGCGCUACGCUGGCACAGCCGCGUGAGGCGCCCAAGGAGGUGAUCAUCCCCUUGCUCAAGGUGAAUCAAUGGCGCACGGGGGACGCCGAGACCGGGGCGGGGACCGGGGUCGAGGGCGACGAGGAACCCAAGGCCGGCGUUGGCAAGGCUGCCACCGACGUGAAUGACGAUGACCAGCGGGCUUUGGCGGCGUUGCAGGCUGACGCCGACAACGUGCAGCAGGGUGAGACGCCCGCAGACAUUGACGCCAUCCCGCUUCUCAUGCAAAAUCGUGCCCCGGGCACCGAACGCCUUGAUGAUGCGGAAAAGUUCAAGCGCGACAUGCAACUCCGCCCGGCCGAGCUCUCCCUCCAAGAGUAUGAUCGUGUGCCCAUUGAGCAAUUCGGCACGGCUAUGCUGCGCGGCAUGGGUUGGCAAAAGGGCGAGGCCAUCGGCGGUACAAACAAGGGCCUCGUUGAACCGAUAGAGUUUGUGCCCCGACCCUCUGGCCUGGGCCUCGGCGCCACCCGGGACCUGUCCCUCAAACCCGAUCACCGAUACCAACGCAAAGCCAUCAAUAAACCCGGCGAGACGCAUCGAGAAGUCGCGCAGCUUGCCGGCAAAGUCGAUGCCAGUGGCAAGGUCCGCCACAUCCGCGGUGUAUCCGAGACCUUGUACGAGAAGGAGGACCUCACCGUCAAGCGCGACCGCCGCGUUCACAUUGUCCAAGGCCCCCAUCGUGGUCAGGUUGGAACCAUCACCCGCAUGUACAAUCUUAUGGUCGACGUUCGCUUAGCCAGCAGUGACACUGUCGUGGCUUGCGAUGAAAGCGCCGUCAACGUUUUGCCCCGUGCCCAAGCGCGCACCGUAUGGGCUGCCAUCGACAAGGGCUACUCGCCGCGCGAGGCCCUUGCCCGUGCUGGCAUUGAACUCCCCCCCACUAGCUCCUCCAAAUCAGGUCGUGAUGGCUCUCGCAAGAACGACACGAGCCCUCGUCAGAGUAGCGAGCCCCCCGCCAAGGCUUCAAAAACCUCUUCCCGCCACCGUUCCAGCCGUCACACGUGGGUGGUGCCAGAUAUUCGGGUGCGGAUCGUCAGUCAAAAGUACAAAAAGGGCAAGUAUUAUAACGUCAAGGCCGUCGUCAUGGAUGUGCUGGCCCGCGAUCAAAUCACCGUUUCUACAGAGGGACGCCUCCUCGAAGACCUUUACGACAGUGAGCUGGAAACAAUCGUGCCGCGUCAGCCCAAGGCACCUGUCAUGGUGCUACGGGGAGAGUUUGCAGGCCAACGUGCGCGCAUUCUGGAACGCGACUCCAAGCAAGAAUUGGUCACGGUCCAAUUAGCGGAUGGUAAUGUUGCUGCUUGCACCUUCGAUGAUGUUUCCGAGUAUGUGGGACAGAGUGGCUUUGAAGAUUGGGAGUAG